Phytophthora infestans T30-4 is the source of this 2105-nucleotide messenger RNA. Its product is annotated as cryptochrome, putative. Gene Ontology annotation, molecular function: DNA binding; FAD binding. The record is from RefSeq and is a predicted model, not a curated record. Gene Ontology annotation, biological process: entrainment of circadian clock by photoperiod; circadian regulation of gene expression. The transcript has a single exon. Gene Ontology annotation, cellular component: nucleus; cytoplasm. The coding region runs from base 21 to 2105 and encodes 694 amino acids. Lineage: Eukaryota; Oomycota; Peronosporomycetes; Peronosporales; Peronosporaceae.
CGGUUGUCGAUCGCCUGUCAAUGACCAGGAAGCGGCAACGAAGCGCAUCGGUCCGCCACGUGGACGACCACCCGACGCCGCAGCGCCGCCAUAAUGCAACGCAGAACGAUGUCAAUGGUGAGGCGGAUUUAACGACUCCGCCGCGUCAAGAUAACGCUGAGAAUGCCAAUAAUAAUGGUCCGAGCAUCACCAGUCCGACAAUCACCGUGACGUCGUCUCUCAAUGUCCUCGAUGGUGAAGUGACGACAAAAGUGGAGACUGUCAAAGAUGAUGAUGAGCAAGCCAAAGUGAAUGUGGCUCUCCCCAAACGCCGAGCAAUCGUCUGGUUCCGUCGCGACUUGCGGAUCCACGACAACUUGGCGCUGGACGCAGCGAUGCGCGCGCAGAUGCAGCUACAGAAGGCUGGCGACGAGGAGAUGGCGUUGUUGCCCAUUUACAUUCUGCACCGACCCAAACGCCAACGAUGCGGACCCGUGAGGUUCCAGUUUCUGCUGGAAGCGAUCGAAGACUUGGCUAGAUCCAUCGCAAAGCUGGAUGGACGGUUGUUGGUGCUAUCUGGAGACGCCGAGGAGGUGCUACGCACUGUAAUCGCAGCGUGGGGCGUCACCGAUCUCUUCUUUGAGGCUGGCGUAGCGCACUACGCCGUCGAUCGCGAUAACCGCGUCCGUGCCAUUGCGAAGUCUCUGGACGUCAAUGUCACGACGAUCCGAGGAGUGACGCUGUAUAAUCCACAUGAAAUCAUUCGGCUGAACAGCGGCCAGGCGCCAACGGACUACGAACGGCUUCUGGAGAUCACCGAGAAGAUGCCACAACCAACACAACCCAUUCCUGCUCCAGUGAAGCUCUUGAACGCUGCAUGCUUCAGUACCGACAAGUUGUUUUCUCUACUGGAGGAUGUCUGUCAGCAAAACCCCAGUGAGGCAGAUGUGAUCGCUGGAGUCGCCGGUGAUGUAAAGAAAACCGAAUCCGAGCUGUUUGUGGCUCCACCGCUCACCGCUUUUGGAUUGACACCGCCAACCCCCCACGCACCGUUGAUCGGAGGUGAAAGCGCAGCGAUGAAAAGACUGGACGAUUUUUGCGAAGACGAACGUCGCGUGGGGCAGUUUGAGAAGCCGAAAACUUCUCCCGUGUCAAUUGAUGGCCCCUCCACCACAACGCUGAGUGCUUACCUGAGUUUUGGGUGCCUGAGUGCGCGUGAAUUCUUCUAUCGCAUCAUGUUCAUCCAGCUACAGUACCCUCACCGCCCCGGUUUGCCGACACAGGUCACACUUGAAGGCCAACUCAUGUGGCGCGAGUUCUUCUACUGCUACAUGUGUGGGACGCGAAACUUCGAUUCACAGGAACUGAAUCCGAGCUGUAAACAGAUCGACUGGCGCUUGCUCAACGAAUACUACGUAUCCCACCCUGAAUACGACGAACAGGAGCCAAAGAAGGUGACGGAGGCAGACGAGAAGCUUGCGAUGCGCCAGUUGCAGUGCUGGAAGGACGGACGGACGGGGUUUCCCUGGAUCGACGCCGUCAUGCGGCAGAUCAACCAGGAAGGUUGGACGCACCACGCCGGACGCCAUGCUGUGGCGUGUUUCUUGACACGCGGAGUGCUCUACAUUUCGUGGCUUCGAGGAGCGACGUAUUUCCAAGAGAAAAUGAUCGAUUUGGAUUGGCCAAUUAACGUUGGCAAUUGGCUCUGGGUGAGUGCGAGUUGCUUCUUCACCAACUACCGUCGCAUGGCGUCUCCAUCCACGUUCCCGCAGCGAUGGGAUCAGCAAGGCCAGUUCAUUCGCAAAUACAUCCCAGCGCUCCGCAAUAUGCCAGACAAGUACGUUUUCGAGCCUUGGAAAGCGCCGCUGAAAGUGCAGCGUGACGCUGACUGCCUCAUCGGGAAAAACUACCCUUUUCCCAUCGUGGACAGCAAACUUGCCAUGUCGCGAUGCAUAGCUGGCAUGAGUAGAUCUUUCUCGGACAGUGAUACGGAGUCCACAACUUCAUCAUUGACGAGUACACGCACCCAAACUGAAGACGCAGAAGCUGACGGUUCCUCUCCGUGGAGUGGCGACGAUAUGUGCUACAACUACCGAGUCCCUGGAUCGAUCUCGCAGCCCGAGUGA